Aureobasidium pullulans EXF-150 is the source of this 192-nucleotide messenger RNA. RefSeq lists its product as uncharacterized. NCBI's taxonomy places the organism in Eukaryota, Fungi, Ascomycota, Dothideomycetes, Dothideales, Saccotheciaceae. The transcript has 2 exons. The record is from RefSeq and is a predicted model, not a curated record. The annotation marks the transcript as partial.
CCCGGUCUUUACCGCCGCAACAACGUCCCCCACUGGCAGCGCAUGCACCAGACCCACGACGGUCUCCGUCAGUGGCAGAAGGGCCCUCGCGCCAAGUUCAUGCUCUACCCCUACUACGCUCUGCUGGCCUCGACCUCGGCUGCUACCAUGUACAUGAUGGGCAGAAUGGUCCUCGGACACAAGACUUGGUUC